Messenger RNA from Plectropomus leopardus (leopard coralgrouper), 2123 nucleotides. The record is from RefSeq and is a predicted model, not a curated record. NCBI's taxonomy places the organism in Eukaryota, Metazoa, Chordata, Actinopteri, Perciformes, Serranidae.
AUGGCGUCUUUUGGACUUGAAUUAGUUGGCGUCAUUCUGUCAGUGCUCGGCUUGGUGCUGAGUGUGACCAGCUGUGCUUUGCCGAUGUGGAGGGUCACUGCAUUCAUUGGGUCCAACAUUGUCACAGCUCAGGUGUACUGGGAGGGCCUGUGGAUGAACUGUGUGUUCCAGAGCACGGGGCAGAUGCAGUGUAAGGUCUACGACUCCAUGCUAGCCUUGCCUCAGGACCUGCAGGCCGCCAGGGCGCUCACCGUCGUCUCCAUCAUCAUUGGCGUGGUGGCUCUCCUCAUCUCUGUAGCGGGAGCAAAGUGCACCAACUGCAUCGAGGAUGAAGUGGUUAAAGCCAGGGUGAUGGUCGCCUCAGGCGGCUCGUUCGUCACAGCAGCACUGACCCAGCUGGUGCCCGUUUCCUGGUCGGCGCACACCAUCGUGGUUGAGUUCUACAGUCCAGUCAUCCCCUCUGGUCAGAAGAUGGAGAUCGGGGCGGCGCUGUAUCUUGCCAUGUCGAUGGGCAUGGAGAUCGUGGGCAUUGCCCUUGGAGUCAUUGGUUUUAUUAUUGCAAUUGUAACAUGCGCCCUGCCGAUGUGGAGGGUGUCGGCCUUCAUCGGAGCCAACAUUGUAACUGCUCAGACCAUCUGGGAAGGUUUAUGGAUGAACUGUGUCACCCAGAGCACCGGCCAGAUGCAGUGCAAGGUAUACGACUCGUUGCUGGCCUUGCCUCAGGAGCUGCAAGCCUCCAGAGCGAUGAUGAUCAUCGCCAUCAUUCUUGGGGUACUGGGAGUCAUGAUCUCCAUCGUCGGUGCCAAGUGUACCAACUGCAUUGACGACGAGGCGUCCAAAGCCAAAGUGAUGAUCAUCGCUGGAAUCUUCUUCAUCCUUGGUGGCCUUUUGGUUCUCAUCCCCGUCUCUUGGACAGCCAGCGUCGUCAUCCGUGAUUUCUACAAUCCCCUUCUUACCAGCGGGCAGAGGAGGGAGCUGGGGGCAUCGCUCUACAUCGGCUGGGCAGCGGCGGCCCUGCUCCUGAUUGGUGGGGCGAUGCUGUGCACCAGCUGCCCGCCGAAAGAGCAGAAGUACAAGCCGCCCCGGAUGGCCUACUCCGCCCCACGCAGCACCAGUGCAGGCGGAGGAUACGACAGGAAAGACUAUGUCUGAACAGAAGUGUCCGACAUUUGGAAAAUAGGGUACAAUGGAAAUGUCUGUUGCACAUGAGUGUUUUUGUGUGUCUGUGUUGUAUUUUGCUGUCUGAAACCACAGGGUGAACCCCACAACAAGACUCCGAGAUGAAGAUGUGUGUACAAAUAUUGACUUUUCUGUUUUGCUUUUGGCUGACAUGUUCAUUAUUAUGUCAUUUAAAGGUCCUUGCUCUGCUGUAAUCCAGCAGGUGCGUUUUUAAAGAUGCUCCUAUUUCCAUUAUAUGAACAUUAGAGCCUGUUUUUAAGAAAAACAUAAAUUUUGAAAUGUCAAACCACGUCUCUUUGAGACCUUUUUGUAUUUAUACCCUAACGUCUGUAGCAUUAUUUGAAUCUAAAAAACACCUGCCUCUUGUGUGUGUGCAUGUGUGUGUGUGUGUGUGUGUGGCUCUAUCAUUAGCUGUUGGACUGCUGGUGUCGUGUUUCACUGAAGCUUUCAGUUAAAAUGCUGUGUGUCACUGACAAUGACAAGGAAAAGCCAGCUCUCAUUUUACAUGGAUUUGGUUUUGCGUGUGUGUGUGUGUGUGUGUGUGUGUGUGUUUUGCAUGUAAUAUUUGCCUAGGAGAGUUUCUGCCGAGACUGAAACUAAAGAUGGCUCCAUGAUACGACCCCAGGUAAAAACAACUUCUUUCUCACAGUUUCACUGUUUGAGGUCAUAGAAAAGACUGUUUCAGUUGCCACGCAAACAUUUUUAUGUGUCCAUAUGUGUGAGUUUAUUUUAUAUUUCUGUAAUAAAUUGUAUUUGUACUAUAAACUCUAUUGUGUGUCUAUGUUUCAGAUAGAUUUGUAUUGUGUUUUUAUUUUUUAUUUUUUGUAUCUUUUAUUUCUGUCAAGCAACAGUCUGUACUAUCCUCUGUGGGUCAAACAAAAAAAAAAAAAUUAAGGACCUCUUUAGAGUGUGUGUGUGUGUGUGUGUGUGUGUGUGUGUGUGUG